Messenger RNA from Cutaneotrichosporon cavernicola, 1491 nucleotides. RefSeq lists its product as uncharacterized. The coding region runs from base 1 to 1491 and encodes 496 amino acids. The record is from RefSeq and is a predicted model, not a curated record. The transcript has 2 exons. NCBI's taxonomy places the organism in Eukaryota, Fungi, Basidiomycota, Tremellomycetes, Trichosporonales, Trichosporonaceae.
AUGCUUCCCAGAAAGUCGAGCGACACUGGAGCGAGCUUCCACACGGCCGCCAGCGUACCGAGACACAACCGGUCGCACAGCGCAACGGCGGCGGCGACGUCUGCAACCGCCGUCUCAGGCCACUUCCGCUCAAACUCAGCCUCUCCGAAGGAUUUGUCGACGCCCGCCGACCUCGCGGCCCGCCUCGAGGCGCUCAAGGAAUCGGGCGUCCGCCGCAUCCCCCUAACCCGGCUCUGUGGCUCGCCCGAGCUCUACCGCCUCCGUCCGGCCCUACGAGCCCACCUAACCGACCUGGCAUACCUCUCCGAAUGCGCUGCGUAUCAGUACCCCCGCGCCGCGAACGGGCGUGACCUAGCGCUAGUGCUGAGGGCAAGUGCUGUUCUCCGCUCCUUUGACGCAGCGAGUGGUAGUUGGAGCCUGGCGUGGCACAUGGCGCAGAUGUUCUCGGUCCUCUCGCCGCCGACGGCCACCACCACUAUCUACGACACGCACCCGGCCCACCUCCAUGCGUUCGGUCUAGAAAUUGCCCCGCCCACACCAAGCCUGGGUCUGGGCAUUAGGGUCGAGUUCCUCAGUCCACACCAGUGGCCGACCCCGGUCCCAGUCCCCGCCGAUAACGGGGACAUGAUCGCUGCGCGCACAGCGAUUAGAGCGUACACAUCAGCCCGUGGCGUCCUUCCAACCGUAUGGGAGGGUGCCUACUUUCCCUGGCUACUGACGCACGUCCUGCCUCCCACCGCCUCCUUGGCUGAAGGAGAGGCGGGUGCCCUCGCUUCUCUGAGGGUGGCUUCGCGGCUCACGACCCGCCUCUAUGCUGCGGUGAGGCGGAAUCCGCAGCGCACCCCAAUUCCACCGGUCCUGAGCCGGUGUUACGCUCUAGUGGCCAUCGGAAACAUAUGGACCCUCUACGCGGGCGUAUUGGAGGGCGAUCUAAUGGUUUCCGAGAUAACGACGGUCAACGCCGCCGAUCCAGAGGGCCUCAUGGCCGCCCUCUCCCUCGUUCGGGUUAUUGCCAGUGAAGCGGAAGCCCGCCGCACAGUCCUCGAGAACUGGCUAUGGUGUCUCGACCCCCCUUCGCCUCUUUCAAGCAGUUCAGGUUCACUUCCCGUUACCCCAGACUCAGCCUCGAAUGAACGGUACGAGAACCCCCGCCGCGCCCCACUUCCCGAGAAGGCAUUUGAGAAUCCGCGCGCCGCCCCGAAAACACCGUCGCCGCCAAAUAGCCAGAGCCAGAUCCCACUACAGGCUCCGCCGCGACCGGCGGCACGCCGUAUCCCCAUCCCCUUCCCACCUAGUACAGGGGGCAGCUCGCCGCCCACGUCGCCGAAGGAUAAGCGGAUGGGUGUGGUCUCGCCCACUUCGCCCGUGGCUAUUCCAAAAGGACGGAGCCCAAUUCUCGACGUGAGGGCUUGGCGACAGGCUGUUAGGAGGCCGAGUGGCACUUUGGCCCGGCCAUCAGGGUUCCACAAGCUGAGUAAGAGUGUCGGAUAA